Molecule: messenger RNA, 2115 nt
Organism: Effrenium voratum
Lineage: Eukaryota; Dinophyceae; Suessiales; Symbiodiniaceae
Source: the annotation of a GenBank genome assembly
AUGGUGGCAACCACGGAGCACCACGCCGAACUCAAUGCCAACGAGAACGAUAAGGACCCCGAGCAGGAAAAGGAGGAGCACAACGACAUGGAUGGGCAUAACACUGAGGCCUUGGAGGAGCACGCGAAGAACAUCAAGCAGCGCAGGAGGCAGACCAUCUACGAGAACAAGAUUCACGUGGCCUUCUACGAGUUCCAGCAGUCCAUGUGGGAUGCUGCGUUGCUGCUGUGCUUUCACCACACCAGCGUCAUCGACAAGAUCCUGCUCUUCAUUGGAGUGUCCUCGAACUUGAUUCUGCAGAUGUCCUUGCUCCUGGUGAUCUCACAGAACAUGCUUGAAAACCCCUACCCCGACAGCAAGGUGCAAGAGAUGGUGCGCUGGCGCGUGUUGACAGGGCACACGAUCUUCGAUGAGGAUCAGGGGAAGAGCCAAAUCUCGCGGCUGUGCAACCGUGAGCUAUGGUCCUACGAGCAGGAUCAGUAUGAUGAGAUGUACGAGUACCUCUACAAGCCGAUGCCGGGGAUCAUCCUCUCCACGCUGGCGAUCAUCCUCUGGGUGCUGACGAUCAUGGUGGAGUACCGCCACUGUUUGGAGCAGGCCCAGGCGGUGAUCAACCUCCCCCGCCUGGACGACAAGGACGAGUUCUCGGAGGUGAGCGACCACGGAAGGAUCGAGAUCAAGGGCAUCCAGCCAUGUUUGCGCUGGGUGGCUCUUUGUCUGCUCUGCCUUCCCCGGCUCUUCGUGAUGGGCUUCCUGGCGGUCAUCGGGUGCCAGUACCUGGCACAAACGCCCUCCUUGAGCGACAUUGUGCUGAACGCUGUGGCCCUGGCCUUCGUGCUCGACGUAGACGAGCUGCUGGCCAAUGUCCUCCUCACUGAGAAGCUGCGAGGAAUCGAGCCCCUCACGUGUGGCACCACGACCCGCAGGGACACGCCCAUGCGCGACUUGAUGCGCUACUUGAUCACCGCCGGCGUCAUCGGCUUCUCCUGCUACUAUUGGCUCCUGCCCUUCAGCCGCAACGUGGAGGCAGCAGCCAUGGCGCUCUGCGGAGGCUAUCAGGAGUUCAGCUACGAGGGCGGAACGCAGGUCUCGAACAGCGUGGUCUUGAAGCCCGCCAGCUACGGAACCGACCUCUUCGUGGCAGACUGCGAUGCAGCAUCAGAGGCCACGUACCUGUCCAAGUACUACAUUGCCGGCAUCAAUCGCAGCCAAACGCAAAGCAUCCAGAAAAUGAGCAUCGACCAGUUGGACAAGAUGAAGAAGAAGGAGGUCAUGGACUUUGCGCUGAACACCUUCUUCUCCGGCUGCGGCAGUGGCCGCAUGCUGGGCCCACAGCCGGAGAACGGGGACCGGACCUGCAUGAACGUACCGGAGAGCCUCACCCGGAACCUGCCUGCGGAGGUGAAGCCGGGGGAGUCCUCGUUGCCUCCGAACUGCCCACGGUUCAACAGCUCCCUGGGGUGCCAGGCCGUUACACUUCCCAACACCUGCGUUUGGUCCUGGCUCUCGGCCAAGUGCGACGGCAUCUCUCCGCCGGGGCAAAUGCAGACCUCCGCAUGCGAGUCGGAGUACCCGGUGAUGUGCCAAACCUGGGACCAGUUUGGGAAGCAGCACCCCACCAUGAAUUGCGCGGCCUGGUCAAGGUGCCCGGAGGGGCAAUACGAGUGCAUGCGCGUGGAGACCUCCCUGGACUUCACGAUGAACGACAUCUCCUUGGCGGAUCCGAACAUCUUCCCAACUGUGGUUGCCAGAGCCAUCAUCAACAUCACCGGCGGCGUUCUGGACGAGCUAAACAUCUACGCCAACUUCAACGAGCUUUGGAAUGCCCAGAGUGUCCGCAGGCUGUCGACUCCGACCACCCACCUGUCUGGCACGGUGUCCAUUACUUUGCUGCCCGCCAACUUCUUCCCCAACAUACUGCCCGACAACAACGCGUCCCUGGUGAGUGCCACUAUGUUCGAGUAUCUCAAGGAGCAGAACACCUCUACGCUGGAAGUGACUGCAGCCACCUUCCCCGACUUUAAGUUCAUGACUGACGAGGAGUACAUGCAAUCCACGAACCCCGGGUCACGGCCUCAGCUUUCUUUUGCCAUCCGAGACGCGCUGAGUGACUAA